This is a messenger RNA of Penicillium verrucosum, 1977 nucleotides long. RefSeq lists its product as uncharacterized. Bases 1 to 1977 code for a protein of 658 amino acids. Gene Ontology annotation, cellular component: nucleus. The transcript has 6 exons. Lineage: Eukaryota; Fungi; Ascomycota; Eurotiomycetes; Eurotiales; Aspergillaceae. Gene Ontology annotation, molecular function: zinc ion binding; DNA binding. The record is from RefSeq and is a predicted model, not a curated record. Gene Ontology annotation, biological process: DNA-templated transcription.
AUGGGCGACUCGGCGAACAGAGGCCAUGCUACCUCUGUGCCAGUGCCAGACUCUGCUCGCUCUAUGCCUCAGGGGACUCCUACCAUGGAUACUGUCAUGGAAGCGCCGAUCGACGGGCAUUCGGAGUGUGGCAGCAUGCGCAUCAGUGAGUCUGAGCUACGGUAUGUAGGUGGUGAUCACUGGGCGGCGAUUCUUGAUGGUAUUGCGGAUAUAAAGGAUCACUUUGAUCGCGAUGAGCAGUUACGACUAGCUAAUACCCCAGACCAACUGUCGGACGAGCCUACGCAUGACCCGUCCCGGCCAAGAUCUGGCGUUCCGAUCAUGUGGAUCGGUCUUCUAUUCAGCAUGAUCUGCCUUGCCUGUUUGACUACGGAUACAUUGGACGCCGAAGUGGAACAUCUGUCGCUUCAGAUUGAUCUCUAUCGAGAAAAGAUUGUCCAGUGCCUAGUGUUGGGCGAAUACACUAGAACAGGGCCGUAUGUUCUUCAAACGGUGAUCAACUACGUCUAUAUUGAAUUUUGCCUUCGCACGGACGCUGAUCAAGAUAUGUGGUAUUUGCUGGCCUUGGAAAUAAACCUAGCCAUGCGGAUGGGCUACCACCGUGAUCCCAGUCAUUUCCCAGGAAUUUCUCCCUUUCAAGGGGAGAUGCGUCGCCGUUUGUGGGCGACGGUCUUGAUGGGCGAUACACUUGUGUCGAACCAAAUGGGCAUGCCACGCAUGAUAUCCGACAGGAAAUGGGACACAGCAGAACCGCGAAAUUUGAACGACACGGACUUUGACGAACAGUCAAUAUACCUUCCUCCAUCGCGUCCCCUGACUGAAUACACCAAUUCCCUCGGUCUGAUCGCUAGAAGACGUAUCUUGGCAGCACUGGGCAUAGUGGUCGACCUCACAGAUGCGGUUAAGCCAUAUAGUUAUGCAGAUGUGAUGCGCGUCGACGGCAUACUGCAAGAAGCCGCAGCUAGUAUUCCGCCUCUUUUGCAGAUGAAGCCCUUAGCGGCGAGUGUGACGGACUCUCCGCAGGUCAUCAUGUCGCGAUUGUUCUUGGGUCAUAUGGUCUAUAAAGGGCAGAUUGUUCUUCAUCGCCGGUUUCUGUAUAUAAACUCGGCUAAUCCAGACGAUGAUCCAAUGAGCUACUCACGAAAAGCCUGCUUGGAUGCUUCGCUGGGAAUGUUGAACAUCCAACAUAUGCUUGAUGAGGAAACAUGCCCGGGCGGCCAACUGUAUACCAUGAGGUUCCGUGUGACUUCCAUUAUGAACCACCAAUUCCUCACUGCUACUAUGGUACUAUGUUCCAUGCUGCAUCGGGGGAAAACAUUACAGCAGGAACAGGAGAUUCGGGCAGCCCUUCAAAUCUCUAGGUCCAUUUGGAUGCGAAGAAGUUUCACUUCCAAAGAAGCAACAAAAGCCGCCGAAACUGUUAGUUUCGUCCUCGCAGAGGCCAGCGACGGUCACAAUUCCAACCUCUCUUUUAGCCAAGAUGUCUCCCGCGACUUACAAGACAAUUAUCAAACGAACGCUUUACUCGAAAAUUCCGCCAAGUUUACCGGUCAACCCCUGGAAGGAAGUCUGCUAGCACCAGAUAAUAUGGGUUUAUUCGAGCCCGAUCAUUUUCUUAUGACAGGCUCCUUUGGAAUGUUGACUUCGUCCAACCAGGAUGGUCAGCAAUUCGGACCAAACUUGAACGCAUUGGAGAGACCAGCUGACGAAGAAAACCUCAACGAGAUGCGUGGCUACAAGGCCGCGCUGAGAAACCCGAAAGUUGGACAAGAAGCAAAGGAAAAUGCACAAGCCAAGCUUAAUGAGCUCGGCGGUGAUCAGCCUCGUGAGGAAUUGUAUAAGGCAAGAGGCGAUGAAAGCAAAGACCCAGUUAGGGUCUCAGCUGGGCUUAAAGCCGCGCAGCAUAAUCCUCUUGUGACGGAGGGCGGGAAGCAGAGAGCUGCUGAGAAGAUGGGACACAGAGGUCCGGAGGAGUAG